AAUCGCCAUUUUUAUUUCUUUCAAUUCUCCAAAAAAAGAUAAAUUACAAAAUUAUGAGAAACAAUUUUGGUAGAGAUAACAAGUACAGAACAUUGUGCUGUCAUGUAAAAUCUGCUACCUUAGCAUGGGGAUUUUUGAAUGUGAUCUUACAAUUUAUUGUGUUAGCAAGCUUCAUCAUGGUGUUGAUUAAUCCUAAAUUCACUACAAUUAAGCAUAAUGACUUGUCAAGCGUUUUGGAUGUUAAUUUUAAAUCCGAUGCCACAUUAUCAUCAUUUUUCAAUGAUGACAAAGAUGAUAUUUUUCAAGUGAAACAACCUAAAUCUAGGGAACAGCUUUUUUCUAUCAAAAUUCACGAUUUUAAUAUUGAAGAUGCCCAUAUUGGUUUGAUUGUUACACUCUGUGCAUUCUUGCUGACUUGGUUGCUUAUCCAUGGCGUCCUAGCUGGGAAACCUGGUUACUUAAUUCCAUUCUUCUCUCUUCAAAUAUUUGAUCUGUGCUUGACUGUGCUUACCUUCUUAGGAUUUUAUACUUAUUCUCCUAACAUGAAAAAAUAUAUUUAUUCAGAUGUAAAUAAAAACCUACCAUUCCAAGAUGAUUUUAUGAAGAUGAAUUCCAACUAUCUUAGCAUCACUACCUUCAUUCUCUUUCUAGCUAUUGUGACAUUUAAGAUGUAUUUUAUUCACGUGGUUUGGAGCUGUUACAAGUAUCUUUGUGGCAGGAAAAGUGGUAUGAACAUCAAUUACAUCAAAGUAGAACCUGAGACAUCCUCCUUGCCCGACUAUGAAACGGCUGUAAAAAUGGCCCCUACGGAUUUUAUCAUUCCACCUGUUCCAAUUAACACCAACUAAAUCAUCAUUCAUCCUUUAAUUUUUAAAAAAAAUUGUUUUGAGAUAAUCUGAUAAAUGCCCUAUUUACUUAUUUUUAUAUUAAGAAUUUAUUUUCACUAUUAAUCUUAGUGUUUUACGUUAUUCAUAAAAAUAACAUAUUAAAUAUUAAUUAUAUCUAAUAUAAUAAUUGAUGUCAGAUUUAUAAUUAAUAUAUAUAUAUUUGUAUUAUUGUAUAUCCUACCUAAUAAUGUUUUUCAUAUUAUUUUUAAGCGUUAAAAUUAAUUUUAGUUAUAAUAAAAAUAUAAAAUAAUACAAUAGAUUUUAUUGUUGCACACAAUUAAUUAUCUUCAUUUUACAUAGUUUAUUUAUAUUAAUAAAUUUUUUUUAUUACACACACCUAACCUAUAUCUAAAUAUAAUUUAUAUUUUUCAUCAUAAAAUAAUUAUUAUUUCAGACCUUAUAAUAUCUAAAAAUUACUGAUAUUUUUAUAAUUGUUAAUUCCCCCCUCCCAAAAAAAAGUUUUAAUCAUCAUAAUAUAUAGCUCUUAUCUUUUAAUAAUAAAAAAACUGUUCCAUUGCA
Messenger RNA from Gordionus sp. m RMFG-2023, 1406 nucleotides. Its product is annotated as lysosomal-associated transmembrane protein 4B-like. The record is from RefSeq and is a predicted model, not a curated record. Bases 54 to 848 code for a protein of 264 amino acids. The transcript is spliced from 7 exons. Gene Ontology annotation, cellular component: lysosomal membrane. Lineage: Eukaryota; Metazoa; Nematomorpha; Gordioida; Chordodea; Parachordodidae.